Molecule: messenger RNA, 1722 nt
Organism: Kuraishia capsulata CBS 1993
Lineage: Eukaryota; Fungi; Ascomycota; Pichiomycetes; Pichiales; Pichiaceae
Exons: 1
Coding region: 1-1722 (573 amino acids)
Biological process (GO): regulation of transcription by RNA polymerase II
Molecular function (GO): protein binding; DNA-binding transcription factor activity, RNA polymerase II-specific; RNA polymerase II cis-regulatory region sequence-specific DNA binding
Source: RefSeq, a predicted model, not a curated record
AUGCAGAAUGAGAUUCAGGCCUACGCUAAGAUUGCUGGCAAAGACUGGACAUAUUAUGUGAAAUCCCUAUCUAUAGCGGUUGGCAGGAAUGCGGAAAGCUCUUCAUCGGAAAGUACUGAGGAGAAGGUUGACAUAGAUUUGGGCCCUUCAAAGGUGGUUUCGAGAAGGCAUGCAGUCAUCAACUACAACCUUACCUCGAGAAGGUGGGAGUUGAAAGUAUUGGGCCGCAACGGGCUGAAAGUAGAUACGGCAAAGGUAAACAUGUCUACAGGAAGCCUUGAUGUGAUUGCUCUGAGAUCAGGUAAUAUCAUCGAUAUUGGAGGCACGCAGAUGAUGUUCAUACUGCCCGACUCAAGUCCGGUUAUCGCUGAUGUUUUCCAGCACAACCUCAGAUCAAAACGAUUGAAAGAGUCUGGAAGACCCAAUGGAUAUACUGCAUUUCCUUCGACAACCUCAAACAUGAAAGGAUUCCAAAUGUUCAACAAGUCCGAAAUGCGUGGUGCUGAGGUCAAUCUACCAUCUCCGUCACACACUCCAGAGCAAGAUUUGUCCAAAGACGAAGCCAAAGAUAUCAAGCCUCCAUACUCAUAUGCUACGAUGAUUACGCAAGCGAUAUUGUCCAACCCUGAUGGUAUAUUAUCCUUAUCGCAGAUCUACGAUUGGAUAUCUACUCGUUAUGCAUACUAUAGACACAGCAACCAAGGAUGGCAGAAUUCUAUCAGACACAAUCUAUCGCUGAACAAGGCAUUUGAAAAGGUUCCCAGAAGGCCAACGGAACCAGGAAAGGGUAUGAAAUGGCAGAUCAGCGAGUCUUAUAAGCAAGAGUUUCUGAAAAAGUACGAGGAGGGCUCGUUGAAUAAGGUGAGAAGAGGAAGCAGUGUCUCAAGACAGCUACAUUUGCAUUUGCUGAGGUAUAAAGCCUUACCCGAUAGCAAGGCGCCCAUGGCAGUGAAACGAGAACUUGAAAAUAAAGCAGAACCUCUAGCUCAACAGCCGCAACCGUCGAAUCCAGAUGAGUUUUACUCAAAUAUCUACACCAAAUAUGCCAACUUCAGGUAUCCUCCUGGAGUUAAUCCCCCCGCAGCGCAAACUGCGCCGCUGCCCACUAACAAGCAGAGCGAUGCCCUCAGCUUCAUAGCUGCCGCUGCAAACAUGAGCAAUCAUGCGGAUACGCCCACUGAUACAAAGAAAGGACUGGCUCCAGAAGUCUUCCCUCUGAAGCCUCCGUACUCCGCCGAGUUUCGCACAAACCAGCUACCGCAAGUUCAGGCAAGAAAUGAUCCUAUUGCACUGAGAUCUACGUCAACUCAGGCUCAGCAAUCACAACCUGUGUUGUCUCAUUCACGCACCACUAGUCGCGAGUUCCUAUCACCCAGUCCCGCAAAGAAAUAUCAAGUGAGUGCACUGGAAGCGUACACGCCUGAAAGAGGCCGUCCCAAGGACGACGCUCCAAAUGGUAGUGCUCAACGGCACGACCACAUCCAGUCUUCACCUGCCCUUUGGAAUUUUGUCCAGUUCUCAACUCCUCUAGGUCCAAACGAUGGAAAAAGUAGUGGGGCGAGGGAUGAGGAUAAUGACAACCCCGCGAUCCUGGGUAGUCCGUUACGUCCUGAACAGAGACAGAAACUGAAAAGCGAAGCUGAUGACUCGGCGCGUUUAGUCAGCUCCGAAAGUCUUGGAGACCUCAAGGAUGUCGAUCUGGCCAAAGGGUUCAAGAAUUGA